GGAAUUUCCUCUUCCGGCUAAGCAACUGGAGGGUGAUGGCGUCGCUGGUUCCUCUUGUUCUGUUUCAAGGGGUCGAAGCUGCUCCCGGGAGGUUCUGCAGCCUGUGCAGAAUGGAUUAAUGGAUUAAUGAAAUUAAUCCAUUAAUAUGAAACUUAUAGACAAAGAGGAUACCAAGGGAUCAGAAGUAUUUUUCACUCCCUCAUGAAUCCAAGAAUAUCAGUGUUGGAAAAACGCCAAAGACAGGCUAUUAUGGGAAAAACACAGAUUGCAGAUCACAGCCUCAUGUCACUAGGUGGAGCUCUGAACACGACUCCAGUGCCUAGAAAACUGAGCUGAAAGCCAUUGAAACCAUCGAUUAUUGCUAGAAAAGAUGUCAAGGAGUGGAGAAGGGCAGAGGAACUUCCUCUUCCGGCUCAUUCGUGGGAGGAUGGAGGCCUGGGGGGGGGGCAGUCCUGUUCUUCCCAGGGUCGAAGCCGCAGCUGGCUGACAAAGAGGAUGCCAAGAAGAGCACUCUGGACAACAGAGAAUGCGAAGCAGCAUUAAAAUGCAAAACAACCCAUCAUUCAAAAUCUUUUCCACUUCAUUGUGAACUCUCCUCAUUCCUCUGCAGAUGAACGACAAGGGAGAGAAUAACAAGAACAAGGUUUUGAGCUGGAUAAAAUAGAGUAUGUGGAACUCGAAGAAUCAUUACAACAUGUGGAACCGAAGGAAACAAGAACCACGGUGGCGCAGUGGUUAGAAUGCAGUACUGCACGCUACUUCUGCUGACUGCUGUCUGCCUGCAAUUUCAGAUCAGUUCAAAUCUCACCAGGCUCAAGGUUGACUCAGCCUUCCAUCCUUCCGAGGUGGGUAAGAUUGUUGGGGGCAACAUGCUGACUCUGUAAACCGCUUCAAGGGGGCUGUAAAAGCACUGUGAAGCGGUGAAUAAGUCUAAAUGCUGUUGCUAUUGCUAUUACAUGAGAAGUCAAGGGGGAUAAUUUCCAAAUAAAGAAAAAAUUGGAAACACCUGGAAGUCAGUGAGAAGAAAAAAUAUUCCUUGGUAGCCAAAAUUGGCAGACAUUAUUUAAAGUCUUUGAGGAGGAGGCUUCAAUCAAUGCACCUCCAAGUAAUAGAUCAGAAAUAUUUUUGACUGCCUUAAGAGUCCAAAAAUAUCAGUGUUGGAAAAACUGCACAGACUGCCAAUUACUAGAAAAACACAGAUUGCAGGUUACCAGAGCAUGAUACCAUCAUCUUUUGAGACUGAAGGAUGCCAAUAGGUCACAGCUGCUUAUGCAAGAGAGAAUCCAUCCUGUGAAAAGCUAUACAAAUGUUUGGAGUGUGGUGACAGCUUUACUCAGAAAAGCUUCCUCAUGAUUCAUGGAAUGACCCAUACUAGAGACAAGCUCUACUAGUGCUCUCAAUGUGGCAAAAGAUUUACAAUGCACACCAAUCUGGUGAGACACAAGAGGACUCUCAAUGGAGAGAAAAACUUUGAAUGUCCUGAUUGUGGGAAAAGUUUCACUAGGAAUUCUCACCUGGUGAUACACCAGAGGACUCACACAGGAGAGAAACCUUAUAACUGUCGUGAUUGUGGGAAAAGUUUCUCUCGGAAUUACAACCUGGUGCUACACCAGAGGACUCACACAGAAGAAAAAUCAUAUCAGUGUCCGAAUUGUGGGAAAAGAUUCAGUCAGAAUUCCUACCUGGUGAAACACCAGAAGACUCACAGAGGAGAUAAACCCUUUGAAUGUCCUGACUGUGGGAAAACUUUCAGAGAGAAUUCUUACCUGGUGAAACACCAGAGGACUCACACAGGAGAAAACAGAUAUGAGUGUCUGGAUUGUGAGAAAACUUUCAAACAGAAUUCUCAUCUUGUAAUACACCAGAGGACUCACAUGGGAGAGAAACCAUAUAAGUGUCGUGAUUGUGGGAAAGGUUUUUCUCGGAAUUUCAACCUGGUGAUACACCAGAGAACUCACACAGGAGAAAAACCAUACGGGUGUCUGUUUUGUGGGAAAAGUUUUAUUCGAAAUUCAUACCUAUUGAAUCACCAGAGGACUAGCACAGGAGAAAACCCAUAUGAGUGUCUGGAAUGUAGGAAAACUUUCAUUCGAAAGUGCGACUUGGUGAUACACCAGAAGACUCACACAGGAGUGAAAUUAUAUGAGUGUUCGGAUUGUGGGAAAAGUUUCACUCGGAAUUCCAAGCUGGUAAUACACCAGAGGACUCACACGGGAGAGAAACCCUUUGAAUGUAUAUAUUGUGGGAAAAGUUUCAGUCAGAAUUCCAACCUGAUGAUACACCAGAGAACUCACACAGGAGAAAAACCGUAUCAGUGUUCCGAUUGUGGGGAAAGUUUCAGUCAGAAUUCCUACCUGGUGAAACACCAGAGGAUUCACACAGGAGAAAAACUAUAUGAGUGUAUGGAAUGUGGGAAAAGUUUCAUUCAAAAUUUGGACUUUGUGAUACACCAGAGGACUCAUACAGGAGAAAAACCAUAUGAGUGUCUGCUUUGCGGGAAAUGUUUCAUUCGGAAUUCCUACCUGAUGAAACAUCAGAGAACUCACACAGGAGGAAAACCAUAUCGGUGUUCGGAUUGUGGGGAAAGCUUCAGUCACAAUUCCUACCUGAUGAAACACCAGAUAAUUCAUACAGGAGAAAAACCAUAUGAGUGUGUUGAGUGUGGGAAAGGUUUCGUAAGGAAUUCCAGUUUGGUGACACACUGGAGGACUCACACAGGAGAGAAACCGUAUGAAUGUCCAGAUUGUGGGAAAGAUUUCAGUAGUAGGUCUAGCCUUAUAAAUCAUGUAAGGUUACACAUAGGGGAGAAACCAUUCAAAUGCUCAGAUUGCGGAAAGUGUUUCACACGGAAUUCCUCACUUAUCAAACACAAGAAAUUCCACAUGAGACAAAAUCUGAUGUGUGUAGAGGACUCUUGAACUUCAUUUCUUGUCUCUCAUUGGAAGACCAACUGAGAUAUUAAUUAUUUAAUUUCUUUCCUUACUCUAGUUAAACAUGUCUUAGUAUCAAACAUGAGUGAAGAGAUCUGAACCUCCUUUCACUGUCACAGUGUGGUUGUUCCCUUUCAUGGAGUACAGGGAUAAAGGAGUUUACCGUAUUUUUUAGAGUAUAAUAUGCCCCAGAGUAUAAGAUGUGCCUUAGUUUAUGGGGAGAAAAAUAAGAAAAAAUCCAGAAAAUCCAGAAAUAAGAAAAAAUGAUUGGCAGGUGGAUUGGCCUCCUGGAAUACCCCCAAUCAGCUGUUCCCAGAGGUGAAUUUUAACAACAGGUUCUUUGGUUCUGAGCUCUGUGUCUUGCUAUUUUUUUUUUGCUUUUUUUUCUGCCUCUGAAACUUCUGAAACUCCAUUUCAGAAAAAAACUUUUUUCUGCCUUUGAAAGCCUCCAAAACAGCUUCAGAAAAAAAAAAGCCUCUGAAGCUCUGUUUGGAGGCUUUUUUUCUGAAGCUCUGUUUCUGAUGCUUUUUUCAGCCUCUGAAACCUCCUUUUGAGAAGCUGGGCAGGGCUACAUUCGGAGUAUAAGACGCACGCAGAUUUUCACCCUCUUUUUUGGGGGGGAAAAGGUGCGUCUUAUAUUCCAAAAAACACGGUACGUCUCUAUUAGGUAUGCUUGUUGCCUUGAGUUAUUUCUACAUAUAAUAAAAGGGGAUAUAAAUAUGUAUAUUUUUAUGCAUUUUUAUUUAUUAAGAAAACGUAUAUGGCAAUCCAACUCAAGGUGAUUCCACAUGGUUUAUAGCAGGUCUGUCAAGCUGGAGGCCCGUGGGCUGGAUACGUCAUGCACAGGCCACGCCCACCCCAGCUCUGCAAAGGCAAAAAAUGUGACAUGUCACGAUCCAGCCCGUGACGUGAUCAAGUUUGACACCCGUUUUUUACAUCAAUAAAACCGAAAUAAAUAAAAUAGAGAAAUAAAUAAAUUCCAUAUAUUGCAAGUAGCAAAAUGGCACGUCUCCACAUUUAACAUAUACUUGCGCUGCUGUUGUGAUCCGCCAGCAGCCUACGGAGCUGGCAACGGAGUCGGACAGCGAUGAGGCUGAGGUGGGGCCAGGGCCAUCGGGGAGUGAGGUGCGGACUCCAGAACCUCCAGAGACUGAUAGUAGUGAGGCAGAGGAACAGGAGGAGCCUGUUCCUAAUGCACACAUGAGAAGAGCUGCCAGAAGGCAAGAGCAGCUCAAGCAAAAAGGACAACUCAGGAGUAGGACCAAGAAAUGAUUGGCCCCUCCCAUAAGGCUUAAAACAGACCAGCAACGGCGUUUGGGCGUUGUUUGCUGGAAAACAACGUUGGUAGCUUUGUCUUCUUGCAUUUAUUUUUGUAUCUGUGUCUUCUGAACAUUUGCCAAGAAAGGUCUAAUUGGACCAAGGUUUGCGAUAGGACUGAGGAAUUUGUGUUGGGAGGAAUUUGCUUUAAUUUAGUUGAA
Messenger RNA from Ahaetulla prasina, 4408 nucleotides. RefSeq names its product zinc finger protein 271-like. The record is from RefSeq and is a predicted model, not a curated record. Gene Ontology annotation, molecular function: DNA-binding transcription factor activity; RNA polymerase II cis-regulatory region sequence-specific DNA binding. The transcript is spliced from 4 exons. Lineage: Eukaryota; Metazoa; Chordata; Lepidosauria; Squamata; Colubridae. Bases 1419 to 2918 code for a protein of 499 amino acids. Gene Ontology annotation, biological process: regulation of transcription by RNA polymerase II.